CAUAUCUGUACAUACACCGCUCAUGCAAUACAGCCCGUCUCCGCUCAUGUAUAGAGCUUAUCAAUUCUACAAUAGUGUAUUGGAAAUUUGACGUUUAACACGAUCAGAUGCAUAAAAAUUAAAUGUUUACUUGUGUGCGUGAACUGUGUGAUGGAUAAUGAAGUUUUUUAUCGUACAGGAUGUUCUAAGGCGAUUGAAGACUGUGUCGUCUGCUAACUAGAUGUAUCUGUCAAAAUGUAAUUGGCUUUGUUUGAUGCGUUCGUCGUCCUAUAUUUACGUCGCGUGUGUAUGUAAACAUUGUGUUUACAUGGAUGAAAAGUGAAUGAAACCGUCUGGACUUACACCAAAGGUGAACUAUUACACUAUUAACUCACGGGACACAAUGGGGGACUUAUUGUCCCCCAAACGACAGGAUGUAAUAGACCGACUCAAGCGGCGAUUCGAGUUAUACAAACGACGACAUAACGGUGUGCAGCAACGUUAUGAAUUCGGAAAGAAGGCUUUAAACGAACAGAGCAGUCAAAGCGCUUUGUUACUACGUCAAAAAUGGCUCGAGAGUAAAGCUAAGAAAGCAUCUAAAAGCAAAACGAAGUCAGACAACACAGGUUCAGAUCACCGUAAUCAAAUGGUGACGAAGAAGCUUCGCUCCAAAAUCGACAAAGCUGAGAGCAGCGUAACUGAUCUUCAGCAGCACAUCCAGACGCACGCCGAGAACGUUUACCGUUUUGACGAAGAUGAUGGCCCGUCGCCGGCGAAAACUCACGCGACAUCCACUUCCUGUAGCGCGUCUAACGUCGACGUCUCGGUGCAUAUAAACGUUCACCAGGUGACAAGCAGUGGCUCCAAGCAGGACCAGACGAUCUCCGCCAACGUCACCGUCAAUCAGACCGUGCGUGCGCACGUCGAGUCCGAGUCAGACAAAAUUUCGAACGUCGAGUGUAAGCAGGAGCCUUCUAGUGUUGAGACUAAGUUGAAUAAUAGCACGGAGGAUAAUAAUAAUGAUUCAGACAUUGGUCAGGACUUUGAAGAUAUUUUUAACGCAUUUGAAAAAGAAAAAGACAUUGAUCUCCCCACAGAAUUAAUCGACGAACUGAAAAAGUUUGAUGAAAUUUACAAUACUCAUGUGCAAGAAUCUGAAGGUAGUAGUGAAGCAGCGGGUUUGAAAACGUCCGAAAACAGCAAUAUGUUCGCUUCAAAUAUGUACAUGGAUGCCUCCGCCGGGCAGGGGCAGGUUCGAUCUCCGCCCUACCGUGGCGCUUCGGGACAGACUGUGAGCGCACCAAUCACGGAAGGCGGUCUCGCGGCAGAGACGCUUAAGCAGCUAGCGGCGCAACAUCAGCAGCACCAGCCGCAUGUCGCGAUGCAGCAGAAACAGUUCGGAAUGAAGUCGGCUAUAGAUCCGUUCAGUGACAUGUCCGAUACUGGCAAUUAUAGCACUGCACGGAACGGGUACCCUCAGGAAUAUUAUAAUACGAGCUCGGCGGGUAACGGGUCGUACCUUGGUCAAAACAGCAUCGGGUAUUCCAACAAGCCAACGAUUUCGGGAUACGGAAUGAGCCCAAAACAGAUGACGCAUUAUGCACCGAGUCCUGUUGCCGACACAGGACCCUCGUCUCUUCAACAACUGCAAAACCAGGUGGCUCAUUUUAAUACCGGACCUCAAAUGGAGAUUACCCAGACUCAACAGCUGCAGCUUUCCGACGGCUCACACCGCAUGCAGAUGUCUCAGACGCAACAGAUUCAGUUGCGACAGCAGCCAUUCCCAAAUAUUUCACUUACCCAGCAACAGGGUUUCUCUACGUCGCCCAACAUGGGCUCUAACACGUCGCAGUCUCCGCCCUACAUGGGGGACCCGAUGGGAAUGCAAUCUCAGCACGGGAUGGUGCACGGCAAGAUGCAUCCGGACCAGCGGCAACACAUGCCACCUCAGUACAUGGGGCGGCCGCCGCCCGAGUACAAAAUGCAGCAUGCCGCUAACGGCAUGUCCGGUAUGAACUCGAACGGUAUGGGACCAAAUCCAUUAGAGACUAUUCAAAAUAUGGUCAAUACUCAUCCGAAUCAGGCGUAUUCAUCAGGCGUAAAGAGUGAGUCUAAUGACAUUCAAAACGGAAUGCGAAGCGCUCAAAUGAGCGCCAUGCAACAGCAGCAACAACAUCAACAGAUGGGUAUGUCCAUGUCUCAGGCACAACUCAGUUACUCAAAUCAGUCCAUGCAACGGCAAGGCUCAUUUCCAGGCGCCAUGCCUCACCAGAUGGCUGCGCGUCCGCAACAACGUCCGAACACGCCGAGUUAUACAAGUGCAAUCAUGCGGAACCAAAGACCUCCGAAUGUGAACAUCGGCCCGGAUGGGCUGAACAUCUCCCAGCCACGGCACGCACAGGAGUGGGCGGCUCGAGGCAUGAAUCCCAUGGUGGCACAGGCGCCUCGCCCUGGCGUCCAGUCGACGUCGCCGAACAUGAUGCACUACCGGUCAUUCUCCACGGACGGUGCAGCGGCGCAGAUGCAAAUGCACCACCAGGGCCAGACGCAGCGUUCAAUGCACAUGAACUCGAUGCAGUCGCAACAUUCUGCCAUGAUGCAACAGCAGCAGCAGCACGGCAAUAAUCCACACGCACAGCAACAGAUGAUGAUGCAACAGCAGCAUCAACGGAUGCAGAUGUCGCAGCAGAUGGCGGCGCAAGGUCACCGCCAGACGCCGCCUUACGGCAUGUCGCAAGGCUACCCACAGACGAGCUCCUCCCAGGAUGACAUUCUCAACUUAUUAGACUCUGCCCCAAAUCAAAGCACGGACUUUUUCGACGUUCAGACGGGUGUCGGCAGUGCCGAGGCGAACUGGUAUGAUAUAGAGGAUAUUUUAGGGAACGCUGUGAAAUAGCGAGUUGACCUUGUUUUCAAGCCUUGAACCGUGUUCAGAUAUAUUAAAACUGGUACGAAUGUAUAAGGCGGUGGUUUUUAGUAAAACGUUUUAGUACGAUUGUGUGAAAUGAGAUGACGAGAUAAAGGGACGUGUUUUGAUACGCGGGUUCCAAUCCUGAUAAGCCACUGGCAGGGUGGGUGUAACAUUAAAUUGUAAACCGAAGGGACAGUGAUCGAAUGACUAACCGUUUGUUACGGUGAGCUAACGGUAUAUUUUAAACGAAAUGGUUUGUCGUCGUGUCGACUAAGAAGUGGAUGCGCUCCACUCUGCAGUCUCAAACAUGUUUCAUAGUCUAAGGAUUAUUCACAGUUGUUAGCUUUAAAUUAUUGUAAACGAGAAAUGUGUUAAGUCAUUACAUUGAUCUCGACGUUUUGAGUAUUCAUAUGGCAAUAUGCUGAAGUGCUAAAUGCAAUAAAAUAAAGCUAUACACAAGAUUGCAAGUAGAGCUGACGUUAAACGAUUAUUGUAAUAAUCAUGUACAUAGUGUACAGUAAUUAUAUUUUAUUUAGUUAUCAUCUUUGGUCUCAAUGUUUUGAGUUACGCCCCUAUGCGGACGUAUAAUAUAAUGUGGAUGUAUAACAAAGGUUAUCGUUUAUUCGAAGUUGACAACAACGCCAAACAAACUGAAAUGAUUCCAGUCCAUGCUUUUGGCAGAUUUUUGCCAAAAUAAAUGCUAACUGAUGUUUAUUUUUUUUUCGUAACAUAAUGUUGAUAUUUAGAGGAACAAUUUUAUGAUGUCCAUCGGUUUUCCAUUUUAUUUAAGUUUUAGAUGUAUGUAAGUCCGCAAAACUAGAUUGAUGUUAAAUAAGCUGUGUACAUCAAAGCGUGUACUGGACUUUAAAGAGGGUCAUUAUUUCUUUAAAGUCAAUCAUAUUUGAAAUUAUAUUUGUAAAUCAUCAUUUUACAUGCAAUAUAUGUUAGCAAAAUCAUCAUUUUACAUGCAAUAUAUGUUAGUAAAAUAUUGCGAAAAGAUCGUAAGCGUUAGGUCAAAAUAAAAAGGGGUCUUGCUAUGCAUUCAUGUUUUUUAACAUUUUGUUUUAGAAGAUACUGAUUUGAUCUUAACAAAUAAAACAAUUUUUUUAUCUCAAAGUGACUUUUUUAAUGCAAUAAGAUCUUGGCAAAUAGUUGUCGAAUAAUGAGUAUGUAUUAAGUACUUAUAUCAACUUCCGCGGGCAAUUCACCGGAAAACAUAAAAAUGUUAAAAAAAACUGGUUUGCAUUUUAUUGUUAAUUGGCUAUAAACAUGUAUAUUUAAAAGGUUGAAUGCACCGCAAUAAUUUGGUAUGUGUUUAAAGCUGUGAAUACCAUUGUACGUACCAUCAAAGGCUUAACAUUAUUUGUAAGUUUUACAUUUUAUGAAUUUUAUUUUAAAUAAUUUGAUGUACGUGUACAUAGCAUUUAUUUUGUAUGAUGUUAAAUACAAAUAUUUAUUAAUGAUGUAUUGUGUUAACGUUACACGUUCAUCGGUAUAAAUGUCCUGUAUAUUACUAUUUCUCAAAAAUUGUUAUUUUAGAAAUUAAAUGAAAUACCUUGUUUCGUGUAA
Messenger RNA from Dreissena polymorpha, 4459 nucleotides. RefSeq names its product neurogenic protein mastermind-like. The transcript is spliced from 2 exons. Gene Ontology annotation, biological process: Notch signaling pathway; positive regulation of transcription by RNA polymerase II. NCBI's taxonomy places the organism in Eukaryota, Metazoa, Mollusca, Bivalvia, Myida, Dreissenidae. The record is from RefSeq and is a predicted model, not a curated record. Gene Ontology annotation, cellular component: nuclear speck. Gene Ontology annotation, molecular function: transcription coactivator activity. The coding region runs from base 323 to 2875 and encodes 850 amino acids.